Impatiens glandulifera is the source of this 1632-nucleotide messenger RNA. Its product is annotated as serine/threonine-protein kinase STY13-like. Gene Ontology annotation, biological process: protein phosphorylation. NCBI's taxonomy places the organism in Eukaryota, Viridiplantae, Streptophyta, Magnoliopsida, Ericales, Balsaminaceae. The transcript is spliced from 3 exons. The record is from RefSeq and is a predicted model, not a curated record. Gene Ontology annotation, molecular function: protein kinase activity; ATP binding. Bases 268 to 1506 code for a protein of 412 amino acids.
UCUCUACUCUCUCUCUCUCUCUAUAACUUCUCUCGCCGGCGCCGGUGCCGGUGUUUGUUUUGAGUUCGCCGGAGGAAAUCAUUUACCUCAUACUAUUCCGGUCUGUACUAUCGUUUGUUCAAUCGCCGUGUACGGAUGAAUCCUACAGCAGUCUAGACAUCUCCGAUUCAAGUACUGACAGGAUUUCCAUAUAUGAUCUGAGAAUCGAAAUUCUUAAUGCUAAGGAAAUAUUGAAGGUUUAAAGAUUACACAGAUAGUUAAGAGACAAUGUUGGCAGGUCCAAACCUUUCUGGAAUGAUAGAUUUGAACAAUAACCAUGAUACUUACGGAAUUCCUCAAAGCUUUUACCAUAAACUUGGAAUUGGUGAGGGAUCAAACAUGUCCAUAGACAGUUUCGGGAGUUUGCAGUUGAGUGAUAGUGGUGGCUCUGUUGCGAUGUCACUUGACAGCAGCAUUGCAUCGAAUGGUUCCAAUGCUCGAAUGCUAGACCACCAAGGAUUGAAGCGUGUUAAGAAUUACACCUCCAAUCAAAGUGUUAACAGGGGUAAAGUAUCACACGGUUUGAGUGACGAUGCACUAGCCCAAGCUUUAUUGGAUCCUCGUUUCCAAACGGAAGGGCUUGAGAAUUUCGAGGAAUGGACAAUUGAUUUGAGGAAGUUGAACAUGGGGCCAGCUUUUGCGCAAGGAGCUUUUGGGAAAUUGUAUAAAGGGAGUUAUGAUGGGGAAGAUGUUGCUAUUAAGCUUUUGGAGAAGCCGGAGAAUAAUUUAGAGAAGGCGCAGUUGAUGGAACAACAGUUUCAGCAAGAGGUGAUGAUGCUGGCCACUUUAAAGCACCCGAACAUUGUUAGAUUUAUUGGUGCUUGUCGUAAGCCUAUGGUAUGGUGUAUUAUUACUGAAUAUGCGAAAGGGGGUUCGGUUAGACAGUUUUUGAUGAAACGACAGAAUAGAUCUGUGCCAUUGAAAUUGGCGGUUAAGCAGGCUUUGGAUGUUGCUAGAGGAAUGGCUUAUGUUCAUGGACUUGGAUUGAUUCAUAGAGAUUUGAAAUCUGACAAUCUUUUGAUUUCUGCUGAUAAGUCUAUUAAGAUUGCAGAUUUUGGUGUUGCUAGAAUUGAGGUGCAAUCUGAAGGGAUGACGCCUGAAACCGGAACAUAUCGCUGGAUGGCCCCAGAGAUGAUUCAGCACAGGCCCUACACUCAGAAAGUAGACAUCUACAGUUUCGGAAUUGUUCUAUGGGAACUAAUAACCGGAAUGCUACCAUUCCAGAACAUGACCGCAGUUCAAGCAGCAUUUGCAGUCGUAAACAAAGGAGUACGCCCCACAAUUCCAAACGAGUGCCUUCCAGUCCUAACCGACAUCAUGACACGUUGUUGGGAUGCCAAUUCCGAUGCCAGACCACCCUUUACAGAGGUAGUCACAAUGCUUGAAAAUGCUCAAACCGAAAUUUUAACAACUGUUCGCAAAGCCCGUUUCAGAUGCUGCAUCAGCCAACCCAUGACUUUCGAUUGAAGAAACAUUUAUAACUGUAUUUGUUUGUGUUUAAAAGCCUUGUUUAUUUAAACAACUUAUGAUUCCCUAUUUGAUGUGUAAUUACAAAUGCUAUCUUUUAUAUCUCACACGUCUUUUGUUUAUUUA